Molecule: messenger RNA, 306 nt
Organism: Ogataea philodendri
Lineage: Eukaryota; Fungi; Ascomycota; Pichiomycetes; Pichiales; Pichiaceae
Exons: 1
Coding region: 1-306 (101 amino acids)
Source: RefSeq, a predicted model, not a curated record
AUGUUGGAGCCGACUCUAACGGAACUGGAACCCUGUCUGAGGGCCUCUUCGAAGUCGCUGCUCAUGCCCAUGCUGAGUCUGAGCUUGGUGCCGAGCUCGGCCUCCAGUUUCUGCGACACCUGCACCAGUGUCUUGAAGUCCUGGUUCUCGUCCGAGGAGGUGGACUGUGCAAUGGAUCCGAUCGUCAUCAGACCUUCCAGAUGUAGCUUUGGACACUCGUCAACGAUCACCUUUGCCAGCUGCAAAACCUCGUCUGGAGAAACCCCGGAUUUCUGGUCUUCUCCAGAAGUAUUGACCUGGAUGUAA